AUGACGAAACGCCGAAGAAUAGUUCAGGCUGACAAAAUAAUACAAAAUGUUAUUAACGUAUUUUGUUUAUUGAUGUUCCUACAGUUAAAAGGUAAAUUUAUGUCUUUAGAUAUACACAUUUCAAUCGAAGAUGAUAAUAAACACAAGCUUUUCCCACCAGGUUACUAUUCAACCACAAGUAAUCCUGUGUUGUUAUAUUCUACUGCUUCUGAUAUUCGAGUUGCAAACACUUCAAAAUUGGGGAAAAUAAACGUUAUAAUAAAAGGCCUAGAGCAAGGCUCUGCUGUAGACUUUCUCUAUAGAAAAAAUACAAUUUGCUACUCAGAUCAGACUGCGGAACUGAUACAAUGUAUGGAAUACAACGAAACCCAUUCAGGAGAGAAGAUAAGAAUAGUUUCAGAAGGCAUAAUUACUCCUUCUGGUAUCGCAUUAGAUUGGUACACAAAUAAAAUGUAUUGGACAGAUGGUGAAACUAAUAAAAUUGAAGUGAUUUGUAUUGAAUAUAAAUACAGAAAAGUGCUGUUUUGGUCAGAUGUUGACCUUGCAAGAGCUAUUGCUCUCGUUCCUACAGAAGGGCUUAUGUUCUGGACCGAUUGGGGAGAAAUCCCCAAAAUAGAAAGGGCUGGUAUGAAUGGAGAUCCAGCCACUAGGAAAGUUAUAGUGAAGGAUAAUAUUUUUUGGCCGAACGGAAUCACAGUUGAUUAUAACAAAAAUUUAAUAUACUGGGUUGACACUAAAUUACAAUUUGUUGAUGUGAUGGAUUUCAAUGGUGAGAAUCGUAAAAGAGUCGUUAAAGAUGGUUUGAGGCAUCCAUAUGCUCUGGCUUAUUUUGAUAAUAAACUUUAUUGGACUGAUUGGAAGAAGUGGUCCAUAUAUACAUAUGAUAUAGCUACAAAUAAUUCUCUUAAAGAAAUUAUAAAAUCUGACCAUGUGCCAGUGGACAUCAAGGUGUAUGAUGAGAGUCGGCAAGUUAAACCCAAUGGAGAGUACCCUUGUAAAAACAAUGAGAAAUGUUCACAUCUGUGCCUUCUAGCACCGAAUUCACCUGGCUAUGUAUGCAGUUGUCCCACCGGUGUUAAGUUAAAGGAAGGUAGCAAUACAACCUGUUACAACGGACCACAGUCAUUGCUGUUGGUGGCUCAGAGAUCAAUCAUAUCUAAAAUAUCCCUUGACUCACCAGACUACACACCUCACCCAUUACCAUUGAAAGAUCUUAAAAGAGCUCUUACUGUUGACUUUGAUCCUAAAACUGAAUAUAUAUAUUGGGCAGACAGCAUGUCCAAGACAAUAUCUCGAGCACGUCUGGAUGGCAGCGACCAAUCAGUAGUGAUCCAUUGUAGCGGUGUACCGGACGGUAUAGCUAUAGAUCCGCUAGCUAGGAACAUUUACUGGACCGAUCCUAUAUCUGACACUAUAACUGUGGCCAGGCUAGAUGGACAGGCUAGAAAAGUUAUAAUUCACGACGAGCUGUACGAUCCUCGCGCGAUCGCCCUACAUCCGAUGGCCGGCUGGAUGUUCUGGUCUGAUUGGAACGAGAAGAAACCUAAGAUAGAACGAGCCAACCUCGACGGCACGGGGCGGGUGUUGCUAGUCUCAGAAAAACUGAUUUGGCCGAAUGGCAUCGCUUUGGAUACGGAAAAAAAUAAACUUUACUGGGGUGAUGCGAGAACACAUAAAAUAGAGGUAUGUAAUAUGGACGGGUCCGGUAGGCGUGAGCUCCAUGGGAGUGACAUUCUCCAUAUAUUUGGACUCACUCUUCUGGGUGAUAAUCUGUACUGGACUGAUAUGCAGCGACGUACUUUGGAUAAGAUAAACAAGGAAACUGGGUCGUCACGUCAGUCGGUAGUGGAUCAAAUGGCCAACAUGAUGGGUGUGCGAGCGGUGCGCGUGGGUCCGCUGGCUAGCCGAAACCCUUGCUCUGCGGAACGAGUCUGCUCACACCUGUGCUUCAACCGACCAGACACACAUGUGUGCGCCUGCCCUAUUGGUCUAGAGCUCGGAAGUGACAGAAAGACUUGCAUAGAACCAGAAGCGUUCCUCAUGUACAGCAGGAAAAACAUCAUCGGACUUAUAAGUAUUGACAAUGAGAACAACGACGCUGUGCUACCUAUAAAAGAGUUGAAAGAAGUCAGUGCCCUAGCAGUAGACGUGUCCGGUUCCAAGUUAUACUGGUCUGAUAGCAAAACGAAAACAAUAAAUCGAUGUAAUAUAAACGGAUCUAAUAUGGAGAAGAUAUUAGAGUUUAUGGGCCUUGUUGAAGGUGUGGCGAUAGACUGGUCGGCUCAGAACAUUUACUGGUCGGACACGGCGGCGCAUCGCAUAGAAGUGGCCAGACUCGACGGAUCUAGUAGACGCACCAUUAUAUGGCAGGGACUCAAGAAACCUAAGAGCAUUGUACUCGACCCACGGAAGGGCUACAUGUACUGGUCGGAGCUAGGAUCCAAGACUAUCAAACGAGCCACUAUGGACGGAUCAUCCCCUAUAGUUCUGUUCGAGCAGGUUGUUAAAGUCCACGCGCUGGCCAUAGAUUACGAGAAGAGAGCCAUCUACUGGGCGGCACUGGACUCUAUGGUCAUUGAAUACGCCUUCCUGAACGGAACUGGGAGGAAAGUGCUACUUGAUAAUAUACCCAUGCCGUAUGCGUUGGCUCUAUAUAACGAUCGUGUAUUUUGGGGUGAUUGGAAUACAGGUCUCGUGGAGGUCGCAAAGAAAUCGGAUGGAUCGAAUCGUAAGACUAUUCAUACACAGUUGGACUAUAUAUCAGAUUUGAAGAUUUACCACAGGGGCAGAGACAACCUGUCCAACCAGUGUGGGGUCGACAACGGGGGCUGCUCGCAUUUAUGUUUACCUUUGACAAACAAUGAUUAUAGAUGCGCUUGUCCCACACACUACAGACUCAACAGGGACAAUCUCACGUGUUCCGAGCCCGAAGAGUUCUUGCUAUACGCUCAAAAGAAUGCCGUGGGUCGUAUACUGGUAGCUAAUAAUGAGUGUAGUGACGCCUUCAUCCCUCUGACGGGUCUCAGGAACGUGAAAGCUAUCGAGUAUGAUCCAAUCAACAGACAUCUCUAUUGGAUGGACGAAGAAAACCACUCGAUACGUAGAGUUCCCAUAUCUUACUCUGCGACAUCAGCGAUCACAGACUCUACAAACAUCGUCUCCGAUCUAUCAAGACCUUUCCACAUGGUGUUGGAUGUGAUAGGAAGGACUCUGUACUGGACAUGUCUCAACGCAGACUCUAUCAACGCUACUUCCAUAGAAAACAACUCUUUAUCUGGUGUUGUAAUACGAGGGGACAAUAUGCUGCCCAGAUAUUUGGCGUUCCAUCAAACAAAAAGGUUACUAUUCUGGAGCGAUGCUGGUAUGGGCGGUAUAUUUCGAUCAUCGGUGGACGGGUCGGAGCGAACACAGCUGGUGCGUGUGGACAACGUGACCGCCCUCACUCUGGACACGAGCGGUGUACACGCGCUGUACUGGGCUGUGGGGAGACAGAUACACGCCGUGGACAUUGACGGCACCAACAGGCGAGUCGUCUGGCAAGGCGGGGCUGUAGGUGCCCUGGCGGCUUACAGCGGUGCUUUGUACCUCGGCGGCGAGCGUGUUCCCAGCCGGCUGCCAUUACACCGACGCGACGCUCCCGCGACACCGCUCGCUCACGUGCAGCGGAUACUGUCCGCGGUCGGUGUACACCGCGUCCCACACGACCACUCCUGCUAUGGGGCGUGCGGCGGAGCCCCGGCCACCUGCGGCAAGGACGGGGUCUGCGGCUGCGGACUGAGGUGCUCCACCCGGAGACACUGCGAACCUGACCACUUCCUGUGCGGACGAGACAUCGGACCCACCACUAACAACGUACAAUGUAUACCCAUGGAAUGGAAAUGUGACGGUCAGCACGACUGUCCGGACGGGUCUGAUGAGUCUCAGUGUGACAGCUGCGCGGGGCUUCACUGUGCAGACGGGUCCUGCGCCCCAACACUCGGCGGCUGUCCCACGGGCGCCUACUGCACACACGCACUACCAGACGCCUUCCGUUGUGACGACCGUCUCUGUCUGCCGGCCGGUCUGCUGUGUGACGGUCGCUCUCACUGUGAAGACGACUCAGAUGAAGCCCCCGCCGCCUGUGGAUACGUUCAUAAGGAUCAGAUGGUAUCGGCGGGUGCGAGUGGUCAUUCGCACGUGUUAGUGGUAUGCGGGUCGGUAGUAGGGACGGCGGCGGUGGUAGCGGCUUUGUGGGCGGCCGUGAGGCGCUACUCCAGAGCAGGCAGACACCAGCCGCAUCAGAGAACACUCGCACUCAACAAGCCGGCCACACGACCCAGGACAGAUGUACCAUCCUCCGAUUCGUUUCUCAGAUUGAGCGCGAUGGGCACUGCUUCGGGGUGUGGAUCUCGCUCGGGCUCCGGUUCGGGCUCGGGCUGGGGCUCGGACAGUCUGUGUGGACGAUACCCACGACCUACAGCCAACCCUCCGCCCAGUCCAGCCACGGCCUCAGGAGGAAGACGACGCGCCUACAGGAAUUAUAAGGCUUCGAACAGGCCUCCGCCCCCCACACCGGCCUCCACUGACGCCAACGAAUCAGAGAACGAACACGCGAGGGCGCCACCACCAUCGCCGGCACCCUUACUAUACUAG
Danaus chrysippus (African queen) is the source of this 4632-nucleotide messenger RNA. NCBI's taxonomy places the organism in Eukaryota, Metazoa, Arthropoda, Insecta, Lepidoptera, Nymphalidae. The record is from the annotation of a GenBank genome assembly.